AUGAUUAUUCCAGUUCGUUGUUUUUCCUGUGGAAAGGUUGUCGGCGACCUGUGGGAGCGUUACCUGCAGCUUCUCGAUGAUGGUGUUCCGGACGGUGAUGCUAUGGAUCAACUGGGCUGUCGACGGUACUGUUGUCGACGGAUGAUCAUGACGCACGUUGAUCUGAUCGAGAAGCUCCUACGGUACAACUCCGCCGAGAAAGACCGAACGAAGGCCCAAAUCUAA
Messenger RNA from Penicillium alfredii, 225 nucleotides. RefSeq names its product DNA-directed RNA polymerase core subunit RPB10. Gene Ontology annotation, biological process: transcription by RNA polymerase II; transcription by RNA polymerase I; tRNA transcription by RNA polymerase III. The transcript has 4 exons. The record is from RefSeq and is a predicted model, not a curated record. Bases 1 to 225 code for a protein of 74 amino acids. Gene Ontology annotation, cellular component: RNA polymerase II, core complex; RNA polymerase I complex; RNA polymerase III complex. Lineage: Eukaryota; Fungi; Ascomycota; Eurotiomycetes; Eurotiales; Aspergillaceae. Gene Ontology annotation, molecular function: zinc ion binding; DNA-directed RNA polymerase activity; DNA binding.